Molecule: messenger RNA, 1845 nt
Organism: Penicillium atrosanguineum
Lineage: Eukaryota; Fungi; Ascomycota; Eurotiomycetes; Eurotiales; Aspergillaceae
Exons: 3
Coding region: 1-1845 (614 amino acids)
Biological process (GO): regulation of cyclin-dependent protein serine/threonine kinase activity
Cellular component (GO): nucleus; cyclin-dependent protein kinase holoenzyme complex
Molecular function (GO): cyclin-dependent protein serine/threonine kinase regulator activity; protein kinase binding
Source: RefSeq, a predicted model, not a curated record
AUGUCUCUCCCAACGCUGGGCUCUCAAUCCUCCUCGAUUCUCGGCACCUUCACUCCAGCCAUCGACCCGACGACCCGAGAGCACCGAUCAUUCAAGCCUGCCUUUCACAACGGCCCCAGUUGGACUGCUCCCUUCCGGGACGGUCUGCCCACUCCUCCCAGCGAUAUGACUGGACUGGCCUACAAUGCCAUUCCGGCCAUGCCAUAUGGAGUGAAGACUCACGGCAUGCCAUCUCACAUCUAUGGCUUGCGCUCUCACUUCGAUUCGAUCCCCUCUUCCUCGGUAGCUUCAUAUAGCACGAAUCCGCAAACCCACCCGGCACCUGUGAAAGAAGUCCCAGCUACCGAACCCGUGCAAAAGAAGUCCACUAGCACAUCGGGCGGUUCGCAACUGCGAAUUCCCUCGUCAAUCAAUAAUAGCAAGGGCAACCUGGCCGAAUUCGCAGCGCAGAUGACCUGCCUCUUCUGGUUCGAAAAGACUUCCAAACUUCAAGCUAUCGAAGACCGACUGCACCUCGUUCCUUCUCUGGUCCCCGAGGCGAUUCCGACUGUUGGAUUCCAAAAAUGGGUGGCUACAAUUCUCUCGACUACACAAGUCAGCCAGAAUGUGAUUUUGUUGGCUCUGCUAUUUAUCUACCGACUAAAGAAGUUCAAUUCUGGCGUAAAAGGAAAGAAGGGCAGCGAAUUUCGACUGAUGACGGUGGCUCUGAUGCUGGGCAAUAAAUUCCUGGACGACAACACCUACACCAACAAGACUUGGGCGGAGGUUUCGGGCAUUGCGGUGCAAGAAAUUCAUAUUAUGGAGGUUGAGUUCCUCAGCAACAUCCGAUACGAUCUGUUUUCCUCCGAGGCUAAGUGGGCCCAAUGGCACACCAAGCUCGGCCUCUUCGCCGACUAUUUCAACAGGGCAUCCGCCCUCCCUGCUGAGACGGACACCCCGCUUAUGCGUGUCUCUCCUCCUCGAUUGCAGCCUCCUUCGCCCUUGUCGAAGUUGCCAUCGCCUCCUUCGGAUGCGCUUCGACCGCAAUCACAGCCAAAUUGGUACAUGCCGGCUCCCGGUCUGCCCUACCCUGUUCCUUCGCCAGCUUGCCAGCUUGCGGCUGGACCUCGCAAGCGUAGCCGAGAUGACGAUGCCGAGUUGCAGCCCAUGAAACGAGCUGCUCGGGGAAUAGGACAACAUACUCCGGCUCCUAUUACCGUCCCCUCCACGACUAUGAAUGCAAUGCCCACUCUUCCGCCCGUCCUCACACCAACAUCUGCUCCGGUGUCUCAGGGUCUCUCACUACCACCUCCCAACCUGACAACCUCAAACCCCAUUUCUCAUUGUCUUCCAACUCCCUCCAGCUCUCAACUUUCUUCUACCGCGGUUUCUCAACUCCCUGUCCCAGCUCCCAUGCACCCAAUCUAUAACCGGUCUUCCAACUGGGGUCAGCACAUUUCCAACGUUCCUAUUCCUGCGUCUUCAGCUGGCAUGUACAACGCGCCUUCUCUUCCGGAACUCGGCCGACACCACAGCCCCUUCGGUGUCUCUUCUGGCACCGUCUCGCCGGCUGUGUCUGCCUACUCGGUUCACACUCCCCAAACUCACCUAUCCCCAUCCUUCUUCCUCGCCAACCGCAACUCCCCUUACCGACCGGUGCGCUCGGUUUCAACCUUGCUGAUUCCACCUCCCUCUUCUUCCCUGCAGCAGCAGCGCAGUGUCCCGUUCGAUCACAUGCAUUACCAGCCGCUGGGCAAGGGUACUUGUGAUCGCAAGACGGGUUUGCUUCCCUAUAUCCAACCAGAUGUAUGGAGCCAGGGAAGCUACCAACCCUACUACCCUCCCUCGCAAACAUUCUCCAACUAA